GAAUACCAAAUGGUAGUUUUUUAAGGAGGCCUCGAUCAAGAGACAAUGGAGGCGUCCGCCAACGGGUCCAAUUUUGGCAUCGACUCGCUGCUGUCCCACAGGCCUGGGAGUCCGGUGUCCAAAGUGGACAGCCUGGUCGGAGAGUGCCGCUCGCCUCUGGAGUUCAGCCCGAGAUCAGACGUGGAGAGCGGCUGCUCGGAGCCUCCGUCGCCGAGGAGGGAGUGCGUGGACGAGGUGGCCACGCAGAGGCAAGGUCACGGAGGAGUCGGCCUGCUGCCACCGCAUCUCCAACACGCUGCACAGAUCUCACAGCAGCAGAGGACCGUGACCUCGUCGUUCCUCAUCCGAGAUAUUCUCGCGGACUGUAAGCCUCUGGCCGCGUGCGCACCUUACUCCAGCAAUGGACAGCCGACACAGGAGGCUGGCAGGCUGGUGUCCAAGAUAGCAGAGGACUUUAUGGAGAAAAUACACAGCAACUCGUCGUCAGACAGUGAAUACAAAGUGAAAGAGGAGGGCGACCGGGAGAUCUCCAGCAGCAGAGACAGCUCUCAGGUCCGAAUGAAGAAGCCCCGGAAGGCCCGGACGGCCUUCACGGAUCACCAGCUGGCGCAGCUGGAGCGCAGCUUCGAGCGGCAGAAGUACCUGAGCGUCCAGGACCGCAUGGAGCUGGCGGCUUCUCUCAACCUCACAGACACGCAGGUCAAGACCUGGUACCAGAACCGGAGGACAAAGUGGAAGAGGCAGACUGCGGUGGGUCUGGAGUUGCUGGCUGAAGCUGGGAACUACUCAGCCCUGCAGAGGAUGUUCCCAUCUCCCUACUUCUACCCACAAAGCCUGGUGUCCAACCUGGACCCCGGAGCGGCCCUGUACCUGUACCGGGGCCCCUCGGCGCCCCCUCCGUCCCUGCAGAGACCUCUGGUCCCAAGGAUCCUGCUGCACGGCCUGCAGGGGGGUGGCGAACCUCCUCCUCUGCCCCCCAUGUCCGUGCUUCCUCGGCCAGCUCAGCAGCGGUGAGCCGGCCAAUAAAGAUUUUUUUUUUUUUUUUACGCCGACUUUUGGCAGCUUUGGGACUCCAUAAGAAGAAAUAAGACAGAAAAAUAAAAAAAUGUGAUGAACAAGAA
Messenger RNA from Sebastes umbrosus (honeycomb rockfish), 1121 nucleotides. RefSeq names its product BarH-like homeobox 1b (gene barhl1b). Gene Ontology annotation, biological process: regulation of transcription by RNA polymerase II. The transcript has 3 exons. NCBI's taxonomy places the organism in Eukaryota, Metazoa, Chordata, Actinopteri, Perciformes, Sebastidae. The coding region runs from base 46 to 1014 and encodes 322 amino acids. The record is from RefSeq and is a predicted model, not a curated record. Gene Ontology annotation, molecular function: RNA polymerase II transcription regulatory region sequence-specific DNA binding; DNA-binding transcription factor activity, RNA polymerase II-specific. Gene Ontology annotation, cellular component: nucleus.